Botrytis porri is the source of this 1520-nucleotide messenger RNA. RefSeq lists its product as uncharacterized. Gene Ontology annotation, cellular component: late endosome; cytoplasm. The transcript is spliced from 3 exons. The record is from RefSeq and is a predicted model, not a curated record. Gene Ontology annotation, molecular function: oxidoreductase activity. Gene Ontology annotation, biological process: retrograde transport, endosome to Golgi. NCBI's taxonomy places the organism in Eukaryota, Fungi, Ascomycota, Leotiomycetes, Helotiales, Sclerotiniaceae. Bases 1 to 1248 code for a protein of 415 amino acids.
AUGUCCAACACUGUAAUCCUCGGCUCCGGUAUAAUCGGUCUCUCAACCGCAUACUAUCUCUCUCUCUCCCAAGACCCCUCCACCAUUCAACUUGUAGACCCAUCUCCCACACUCUUCUCAUCCGCUUCAGGCUAUGCAGCUGGUUUUCUGUCUCGCGAUUGGUUUUGUGAUGAAUCGUCUAGCUUGGGGCUCUUGAGCUUCGACGAACAUAAAAAACUUGCCGAGAGAAAUGCUGGUGCUGAGAAAUGGGGAUAUAGUGUGAGUAGAAGCAUGAAUUAUGUGAGUCACAUUGCUGCGGAGAACGCGAGAAAGAGCGGCAAGAAGGGAAGUGGCGGGAGUAGAGCUAAGACUGCUAGUGGCAAUGAUGAGGUGGGUGUGAAGGAUGCGACAGGUUUUACAGGAGAGUGGCCUAAGUGGUUCAAAAAGAAUGAGGGUGAUGAAAUGGAACCUCUUAGUAAAGACGGGAGUACAGCUCAAGUUGACCCCCUCAAGUUGUGUCAGUUCCUCCUUGCUAGCUGUCUUGAGCGCGGUGUACAACUUCAUCACCCUGCGAAGGCAUUGUCCGUUCACCAAGAUAUGAGAUCCGAAAUAUCUAGUAUACGUAUCUUGAACACCUCCACAAACAUUGAAUCAGACAUUCCGUGUACGAAAAUUCUGAUAGCAGCAGGAUGCUGGUCACCUGAGGUAUUCUCUACCUUAUUCCCAGAAUCAACGUUGAAAUUACCGAUCACUAGUUUAGCUGGUCAUUCUUUAGUGGUGAGAACACCGAAUUGGAACGAGGAGCUAGAAGAGAAAGAAUGUCAAGCUAUAUUUGCUAGUGAUGAGGAAGGUUAUUGUCCUGAAGUGUUUUCAAGGAAGGGUGGCGAGAUCUAUGUCGCAGGUCUGAAUUCUUCUACUGAACCAUUACCAAAACUUGCAACAGAGUCCAAGUUUCAAGAAGAUGCUAUACAGAUAUUAGAGAAAACUGCGAGAAGAAUGUUUGGUCUUGACGAAAGCUUUGAAAUGGAAGUCAUUAGAAAAGGUUUUUGCUUCCGGCCGGUUACGAAAAGGGGAACGCCCAUUUUGGCGAAGGUGUCUGAUGAUAAGUUGGGUGGAAUGAGUACCAGGAAUGAUAAAGUUGGAGGAAUCUGGCUUGCUGCAGGACAUGGACCUUGGGGUAUUAGCAUGAGCUUGGGUACUGGCAAAGUAAUGGCGGAGAUGAUGCAGGGAAAGUCAACGAGCGCUGAUGUCUCGAAAUUGGGCUUUUAGUAACGUAUGAACUUAUGAUAUAGAAACAUUUGGGGCGCAAAAUAUUUGAGAACAUAUCCUAGUAACUCAAGAACCGAUAAGUCCGCUCUGAGUACAACCCACAAUGAUAACUUUAUCUCACCGCGGGCUCGUUGCUAGAUACCCAGUAUACGACUUGGGAGCCGAAAAGAUGAUUACCAAUUCCAACCAGAUAGCCCCGAUCGUAGAAAUAGAUUUGCAGACUCAAGUGCGGAUAAUGGUCAUCAUUCACAUCAAGAUAAAGAUUAAUUGAA